AUGCUGCAGAUUCUGGAGGAGGAUGACGAUUGUGAUGAGCCUCAAUUUUCGACUGGGUCUUUGUCGUGUUUGUUUCCCAUUAUCCACAGAAACGAUGGCCUAAGGAAGAGCCUCUCCUAUGAUAAGCUUCACCGGAAACCUCUGAGGCUGGGUGUUCUCAAAUUGGACGGCUCAUCUUUUGAAAUUGAGGUGUGGAAGUCGGGGACAGUUCGGGAGCUGAAGAAGGCAGUAGAAUCAACUUUUCGCCAUUUGCCAAAUGAGGGGGCUGGUAAAGUUUCAUGGGAACAUGUGUGGGGACAGUUUUGUCUUUGUCAUGAAGGCCAGAAGUUAGUGACUGACAGUGAUUAUAUCAGCUUGAUUGGCAUCAAGGAUGGUGACCAGCUGCAGUUUGUGCGUCAUGCUUCCACUGCCUACAAUUUAGUAAAGAUCCACUCGCAGAGAGAGGAUCCUGAUUCCGAUGAUGAAUCUGGCUUUUCAGGUGGCCCAAAGCAAAUAGUCGAGAAAGAUGCAGGUCAAUGGGUAGAGAUUCUGGAAGACAGCCAAGAUGAUACGGCAUGGUCCGAUGAUGAUGAUGCCUUUCCAAGUUGCAAGUAUAAGCUACACAGACUGUUAAGAUGUUGGUUCCCUUAUGACAAGUUACCAAAAUCCCGCUCAAAAUCGAGGACGAGUGGAGCAGUCCUUCGAGAUUGUCUCCAACCUCAAAGCCCGGGAAUUUAA
Molecule: messenger RNA, 717 nt
Organism: Striga hermonthica
Lineage: Eukaryota; Viridiplantae; Streptophyta; Magnoliopsida; Lamiales; Orobanchaceae
Source: the annotation of a GenBank genome assembly